Messenger RNA from Lepus europaeus (European hare), 2115 nucleotides. RefSeq names its product regulator of G protein signaling 19 (gene RGS19). The record is from RefSeq and is a predicted model, not a curated record. NCBI's taxonomy places the organism in Eukaryota, Metazoa, Chordata, Mammalia, Lagomorpha, Leporidae.
CAGCCCCUGGCUGGGGCAACGGGUUGGAGAGGUCCCUGCCAGCCCCCUCCCAAAGAUUGUGACAUUUUUCUGAGAUUGUCACAUUUUCUUGUUCUUUUUUUGGACUGGGCGGGCGCAGGGCCGUUCUUCUUCCUUGUGUGGAGCAGAGCUGCAGCCGCUCCCGAGGGAGCCCUGUCCCCAGAGGCCGGAGUGGCUCCUGCUCUCCCCUUCCAGGCCCGGGGGUGGGGAGGAGGGAGCGUGGGUCCAGACCCUACUGCCUGAGAGAGAGGCGGGGCUGGAGGAGGGGCCAGCCUCAACCUGUGCGGAACCCCCGACAGUGGCUGGGGUUCCGGCCUGGGUCAGGUCUCAGGGGCAGGGGCCCUGGCUGCCGUGCCCCUUCUUUGGAAACUUGACCCCCACAGGGCACGUGGUUCCCCCCAACACACUUGGCUUUGGGACCCUCCUGGGAGAGGAAGCCAGCAGGUGUCAGGAGGCUUUGGCCCAGGGACAGGAGGCGGUGGCCUGUGGGCCUUGUCCUGUCCUGGGUGCUGAGAGCCACGGCCAGUGGGGUUGAGGAUGCAGAGGGCCAGGCUCGGGAGUGAGAAAAGUAGAAAAUAAAAUAGAACCAGGUCCCAAGCCUCCUGGCCACAGACCCUCGGGGGAGGCCUGAGGGCCCUCACCAGGGCACAGCUGCUCAGGGAGGGGAUGUGCCGGUGUUUGUGGCUGGCUUUGGCACCCAGUGCCCCUCCCCACAGAGGUGCAUCCCAGAGUGGAAAGGCACACCCCCACAGGGUCUCCAGGCCGACUGGGGGCAGGGUGGUCUCCCUGGCUGGCCCUGAGGCUGGCAGCCGGCAGUGGCUUCUGAGCCAGCAGGUGCUGGGCCCAGAGGGUGGGGACCUCAGUGUGCCGGUGGGGUAUGAGGGUUAGGGCAGCCGAGGGCCAGAGACCCUGGUCCCGGGGCCCAGACCCCUCCUCCAGCUUCCUGUGCUCCCUCAGGCUUCAGGCCUUGCCACAGAGAGGGAAGGAGCAGCUCAUGUCACCACCCCCAAAUGCACAGUCCCCCCUCGGGAGGGGCCCGGAGCCGGAAACCAAGAAAGAGGAACCCAGGCUUCCGGCUCCCAGGCGCUGAGCCGACAGGGGUGUCCCAGAACCUCCUCUGGGGGCCUCCUCUGGGGGCCGGCCUGGGAGGAGGGGCCGGAGGCUGGGGCAGGGGGCAGAGCAGGGAAGGAGGUGUGCUGCAGGCCACUCCCACAGGACAGCUGGGGUCUGGGGUCACAGGUUCUCGGUCAGAACCUUGGCCCCUCUUCCCAGACCCCCAGGCUGUGGUGAGGGCCUUGGAGCUGGCAUCUCGGAGCCUGGGCCACCUGCUUUACCCACCCAUGCCCACCGCGCAUGAGGCUGACAAGCAGCACCCAGGGCCAGAGGAGGCAGACCGGCCGCCUUCGAUGUCCAGCCGUGAUGCGGCCCCCACGGCGGCCCCCAGCCGCAGCCCCUGCUGCCUGUGCUGGUGCUGCUGCUGCAGCUGCUCCUGGAACCAGCAGCGGCGGCGAGCGUGGCAGGCCUCCCGGGAGAGCAAGCUGCAGCCCCUGCCCAGCUGCGAGACGUGUGCCACGCCGAGCCCUGAGGAGGUGGAGAGCUGGGCACAGUCCUUCGACAAGCUGAUGCACAGCCCUGCGGGCCGCAGUGUGUUCCGGGCCUUCCUGCGCACGGAGUACAGCGAGGAGAACAUGCUCUUCUGGCUGGCCUGCGAGGAGCUCAAGGCCGAGGCCAACCAGCACGUGGUGGACGAGAAGGCGCGGCUCAUCUAUGAGGACUACGUGUCCAUCCUGUCCCCGAAGGAGGUCAGCCUGGAUUCCCGGGUGCGGGAAGGCAUCAACAGAAAGAUGCAGGAGCCGUCCGCGCACACGUUCGACGACGCGCAGCUGCAGAUCUACACGCUGAUGCACCGGACUCCUACCCCCCGCUUCCUCAGCUCCCCCACCUACCGUGCCCUGCUGCUCCGGGGAGCCCCACAGUCCUCUUCCGAGGCCUAGCUGCCCACCACGGCACAGACACUUGACGCCUCUCAUGGGCAGACGCGGGGGCGGCCAGAAGCCCCCUCGCCCAGCAGCCCUGCGGGGGGCUCAUGCACAGCCU